Molecule: messenger RNA, 1362 nt
Organism: Dreissena polymorpha
Lineage: Eukaryota; Metazoa; Mollusca; Bivalvia; Myida; Dreissenidae
Exons: 8
Coding region: 418-1104 (228 amino acids)
Source: RefSeq, a predicted model, not a curated record
UAGAUCUACUGUCUGUAAACCUUAAAGACCAACAUUCAGUUUAUUCUGAUAUUCUGAAAGCAACUGGCUAUUUUAAUUGUGGAUCUAUAAACCGCAUGUUAGCGUCAUGGUUAAUUAAAAACAUUUCAAAAUAUUGAGGAAUAAAUAAGGAUUGAUAACAAAUGAAGUACAAUAUUUUAUAAUUUAAUUGAUAUAUUCGAUAUACAUGUACUGGUACACAUUGGAUUUGUAUCAAUUUUGAAUAGAUAACACAACACAAUAUUUUGUUGAUAACAACAACAACAACAACAACAGCAGCAACAAACUUUAAAAGACAGAAAGUCAGACAACAGUUUUGGAUUUUAAUGAGUGUAGACAAAAGUUGUCAUUCUCGAUUUAUGAAAGUGAAAUUCCAGCGAUUGGUAUCAAAAUAAAACAAUGGCUAGUUGCACAUCUGUACCCACGAUCACUGGAGGCGCUGUAUCCAACCCAAUAGCUUCUGGUACCUACCCGCACACUACAUUGGUGGUGUACACAUGUAACACUGGAUAUGUGAUGACAGGUUCCUCAUAUAUCACAUGCAAUUCUGGUACAUGGAGCACACCCUACCCUACAUGUACCCUCCAGACUUCAAAUGACAUCGACAUCACUAACAAUGAAAAUGACAGCCUCCCCACCUGGUUACUCGUUCUGCUGGCCGUCAUGAUUGGAUUCCUUAUUCUCCUGAUAUUCGCAUGUGUGGUCUUCUGGUGCGGUCAGAUGUGCGGGUUUUACGAUAGAAGCUGCCUGUGGGGAAAGUCUGGAUCAGGAUCUGGGUCCUCAGCACGAUGCAGGUGUUGCUGUACAAAGUCUGACAGAUAUGACCCUCCCAAGACGUGCAAAAAUCUGCCCCGUCACUACCAGAUAGAUGAAUAUGGCCGUAGAUACCACCUUGACGACUAUGGAAGACGAUGCUACACAGAACACAAAAACAAAACAACCAACUUCAUCGCCAAUGGAGAGGUGUCCCCCCAACCACAAGCCACAACACUGAGUGAGCCCACACCACGGGUCCAGGCCAAGGAGUUGUUGUCAUGGAAACCGCAUGCAAACCCUGUAAGAAGCAUCAACACCAGCACAAAAUAAUAAGAAAUCCUAUUCCUGACAGAAAUAUCUACACGAAAAUGAAAUAACAAGAAAACUGCAGAAAUAAAUGACAUUACAUCUACUAUGUUUACUUUUAUGUAGGGCAAAUAAAUGACAUUACAUCUACUAUGUUUACUUUUAUGUAGGGCAAAUAAAUGACAUUACAUCUACUAUGUUUACUUUUAUGUAGGGCAAAUAAAUGACAUUACAUCUACUAUGUUUACUUUUAUGUAGGGCAAAUAAAUGACAUUACAUCUA